GGGAUUUUGACGUGACGACGAACAUGGAACAGAUUCGCGUGCGCGUCGUCCGCGCCGAAGGCGUGAUCGGGACCGACGGAUUCGGAUCGAACAAGACGUCCGACCCAUAUGUGGUGCUGUCGUACUUGGACCACACAGGCUCUGAAAUCAAGAGCGAAUCGCGCAAAUCCAAACACAUUGAGAAGAAUCUCAACCCAGAAUGGAACUUUGAAUCUGUGAUCGGGAACGACGUCGACUUACGUGUCGUCGACGCACUGGCAAUCACCGUCUUUGACAAGGGAGUGUUCAACAACGACCCUCUCGGCCGUGUAGUCGUGCCGAUGACGAACAUCCGUGUCGUGACCACGGGGCAGCCGUUCCAACUAAACCUGCCAUUGGAAAAGUUCGCCAAGAUGAAGACUGUCUCGGGAACGGUGCUCGUUGAAUUCGAAGCGGCUGGCGCACCUUCCUCUUCAAGCUCGGCGUCGGCUGCCCCUGCAGGCUCUGUCGGCAUCGACAUGCCUCAAGACGCGCCGACUGGGCCGCCCAAUGUCUUGUUGGUGACGGUCGACAGUGCGAAAGGCCUUAAGGCGAUGGACAAGGGCGUAUCCAGUGACCCAAUUAUCCACGUCGUGUGCAACAAGACCAAAUUCACAACGACCAAGAAGGAGAAAGUCCUCGCUGCCAUGUGGAACGAAAGUUUCCGCAUCCCUGUCACGGACGCGUCGCAGGACGUCGAAUUCAUCAUGGAAGAUGUCGACACGUUUGCAAACGACUUCAUGGGCCAAGUCAAAGUCCCGCUUUCGUCCUUGGUAGAUGGCCAAGCGCAAACCCUGACCUUGGACUUGCUCAACAAGAAGUACGACAAGGAGGACCUGGGGACGAUCACGGUCAAACUGCAGUGGAUCUUUCAUUCAAACGUGGAUGAUGUCGUUGCGUCGAACAAGAAGAAGAGCGGCAACUUCUUUGACAAAAUGGCCAAGAACAUGGGUGUUGGCAUUCCUGACGCUGGGGACGACGACGAAGAUGCAGUAGACGUUGAAGCUGCCGACACCGUUCCGAAAAAGUCGGAUGAAGAACUCAAGAAGGAAAAGGAGGCGCGUGAAAAGGCCAUGGCGGAAGAAAAAGCGGCCCUCGAAAGCAUCAACAUCCGCUCUGGGGACUACACGGUGCAGGUCCACGUCAUCGAAGCACGCGACUUGGUCGCCAAGGAUGCCACCGGCACGUCAGACCCUGUUGUGUACGUCGAAGUGCUUGACCAAAAGCAAAACACAGCCACCAAGCACCAAACUCUCAGCGCGGUCUGGGACGACGUGUUGAUCUUCAACUUCCGUAACUUGGACAAGGAACAAAUGGAAAUGGGCGCGCUCAAGUUGUCCGUGAUGGACGCCAACACGUUCGAGCGUGCUGAGCUCAUCGGUGAAACCACUUUCGACACAUCGUUUGUGUACUCCAAUUUGAACCACCAAAUUUGCAACAAGUGGGUGGGGUUGAUCGCUCCAGGAAGCGACAAAAUUCAAGGGUACUUGCGCGUGUCAAUUACGAUUUUGGGACCGGAUGACAAGUUUAUUCCGCCCCCACCGAUCGGUCCAAAUGAAUCUGGCCUCGACGGCGUGCUGAUGCCUCCCAGUGUUCAGCAACAAGUCAAGUUUCUCGUAGUGAAGAUCCACAAUGGCGAGCACCUUCCUGCCAUGGACCAGAACUUGGGCAAGCAAGGCAUUGAUGCGUAUGUCGAGUGCUCAUUGGGCGGUAGUGGCGGCAAUGCCUCUAUUCGCACACGGGUCAAAACCAAGAAGGGCGAACGCCAUUUGCUCAACCCUGCUUUCAACGACGACUUGUACCUCGUUCUGCGAGAGCCCAGUAUGGCCAACAAAAUUACGUUUAAGGUUAUGGAUUGGGAUCGCGUUGGUAGUGAUGAAGUUGUGGCCCAUGCCUACCAAAGCAUUGGUUUGAUUCGCAGCAUGGGCGGUGAACUUGGACCGAUGUGGAUCAACUUGUACGGCGCGCCAUUGCAACACGCCAAGGAAAACAUGCUCAACAAAGGCGACAGCGUCAAGACACUCAUGAACACGUACCCUGAUCAAGCAACGACGUAUCGCGGCCGCAUCCUCGUUUCGUUUUCAAUCCAAGAAAACGUCAAGGAGCUGGAAGAGAUUAACCAACGUGUCAAGUCACGCCCGCUGCCGAAGGAACUGUACCCCAGCACGAGCAUCUUCAAAUUUCGCGCGUUCCUCGGCACUGGAUCUGACAUUCCCCAAAUCCCGUCCAUGAACCCGCUCAAGAACUCGCGCAUGCAAAUUAUUAUCACGUGCGGCCUCUUCGAACUCGCGUUUGAACGUCAGCAAAACAACAAGGGGUUGGUCGUGUGGAACCAGUUGAUUGAAAGCGGCCCCGUCGCGUUCCCAGUACCAGUCGACGGCGACUACUCGCAGAUCCCAGACGUGUUUGUGUACUUGUGCAAGGGCGGCGACGCCAACGAUAAGAUGAACCCGCGCAAGCAGAUUGCGUUCAACCGGUACAGUGCCAAAGAGUUGAUCGAGAAGAACAUGGCGAUUGAGCCCCAUUGGGUGACCCUCAAGGAAGACACAUGCGUCGAUGCAUUGGGCGAUGAAUCCUUCCCUGGGAACAUCUUUUUCAACCUAGGUCUAGCCCCCAUCGAUGUUGCCGAUCGCACCAAGGCUGCGUGGACAUCGUACUACGAUAAAGAAACGUUGCAGAAGCGCCACAAGUAUCAAGUCCACGUGAACAUUUACCAAGCGCGCCAACUGCCUGCUUUGGACGACAACGGUUUGAGUGACCCGUACGCGAAAGUUCGCUUCAUGGGCGAAGAGAAGAAGCUCAAGGAGAAGAAGAAGACAAUUAACCCAACGUGGUACGAGACGCUCACGUUCGAUUGCGACUUGCCGCCUCCGGAAUUCAUCCACUUUUCGCCCCAGGUUGUCGUGCGCCUCAUGGAUUGGGACAACGGCAUUGGUGACAGCGGACAUGACUACAUGGGGUCUGCCUUUGUCUCGAUCACGUCCGCGGAUGUCCGUGAAGUGAACGACCCCCGCCCUUUGCCGGAACCAAAGUGGUGCGGCAUCAUGCAACAAGAGGAGGGUGACACGGAAGGUGCGGUCUUGGCAUCCGUCGUCGUGGUCAAGAUGGACCAGCCGGACAUGGAACUCCCGCCCCCUCCUUCGAUCGUUCCCGCCGUCCGCAAGGCGUACGUCGAAAUCAUCGUGCUCGGGUUGCGCGACAUGCGUCCGUACCAGUUUUUGCCGAUUCAGUUGCCGUUUAUCGAGUUUACGUUGGGUGGUCGUGAACACGCCAGCCAGGAAAUGAAGACGGAAAAGUCCAAGCGUCCGACGGGUGAAAACCCCAACUUUUUGCAACGCAUUGUGCGCGAAGUCGAGUUGCCGGAAGACUCGUUGUUUGCCCCCAUGCUCAACAUUAUGGUCAAAGACACCCGUCUGGGUGGGUGGAAUACCCCGACGAUCGGGAACGCUUCGAUUGAUAUGACGACGAAGUUGCCGUGGGGCAAGGGCUACAUUCCUCCUCAAAGCUUGGACCUUGACUCCAUUCAAGACAAAGUCGCGGAAGACGACGGUGACGACGAAACGCAAGGUUUGUUGAACAGUCAAAAGGGAUCGAAGGAAGACAUUGGCGCCGGUGUGUUUGGCGCGCUGACGUCCAUGAACGUUGAAAUUAACUUGGACGACCCGGCGUUGCUCACGGGGAGUGCUGCAAACAACGCAAGCCCCGAUGAGCCCGAGGAUGAAAGCGCCGCAGACGAAUAUGAAAUUAAGCGCCGAAAGUACAUGAAGAAUCGUGAUGAGUACAGCGAACCGUUGGAGCUGGCCGUGCUCAAGACUCGUCCUUUCGAAACGUACAAGCUGACCAUCGGCCAAAAGAAGAAGAAGGCAUCGUUCAACUUGUUCAAGAUGGGCUCAAAGAAGACGCCUGCGGCAGAAGAGAGCGGCACGUUCCACAUUGCGGGUAUUUUCAAGGGCUUGGUCCGGGUGAUGAUGAGCCCGGACGAAGCUCCGCUCAUCAACCUCGACAAGCUCCUUACUCCCAUGCCAUACCAAGUGCGUAUCUACGUCUUGAACGGUGAAAAUUUCAUGCCGAUGGACCCUGGUCUUGGUGGUGCCCCUGGCAAGUCGGACCCGUACUUGGUGCUGCGCCUCGGCAAAGACAAGAUCAACGAUCGCAAGAACUAUAUCGACGACGUUGUUGAUCCCGAUUUCUACAAGAUGUUUGAGUUUAACACCCACUUUCCCGGCGCAUCGACUCUCUUUAUCGACGCAUAUGACCACGACUUGAUUGGCGGGGACGACUUGAUUGGGUCGACCACCAUCGACUUGGAAGAUCGUUUCUUCGACAAGAACUGGCAACUUCUCGGCGAGGAAUUCCAUACGGUGAACCCAGUGUGCCGAUGGGGUCCCAAGCCCGUGGAACAGCGCCCGUUGCACAUUAAGACAUCGAAGGCGCAAAUGGGACAACUCAAGCUGUGGAUCGAUAUUCUGUCACCCAAGGACGCGGCGACCUAUGAGCCGGUGGACAUUGCCCUCCCGCCUCCUCAAGAGUACGAGCUUCGUGUCGUGAUUUGGAAGACCAAGGAAGUACCAGCUUUUGACGAAUUGACCGACAUGAACGACUUGUUUGUUCGCUGUCAGUUGGAAGGCGGUGAUUACCAGGACACGGACAUUCAUUGGCGCGCCAAGAAGGGCAAAGCGAGCUUCAACUGGCGCAUGAAGUUCCCCGUCACGCUUGGCCACAAGCAGCACAACUCCAAGUUUCCCUAUUUCAAGAUGCAGUUGUGGGACAAGGACAUUUUUUCCUCCAACGAUUGCAUUGCGGAAGGUCUGUUGGAUUUGGCCCCUCAUUUCAAGGAAGUGUGCAAGUUGAAAGCGCCUUUGCAAUUCUUCAAGGACAAGAACCCGAAGAAGGUUAAGGAAACCCCGAAGGAAGCCGACAACAACGACGCGAUUCGGUCCAUCAAGGAGUCAACGGGGCUCUGGGACACCAACCCGUCCGACUCGACAUGGAUCAAGAUGGAACGGCUCAACCGCGACACGAACGUGAAGGAGCCCAUGGGUGCCAUUUGCGUCACGAUGGAGCUCGUGCCCAAGGAAAAGGCCAAGACGACUCCUGUUGGCACGGGCCGAAGCGACCCAAACAACAGCCCGUUCUGCCCGCCUCCCGCAGGUCGCCUCAAGUUUUCGAUGAACCCGUUCUACGUAUUCAACGAGCUGCUUGGACCCAAGAUCUGCCGUCGCGUCAUGUGCUGCUUGUGCUGCCUCUUGCUUGUGUUGUUCAUGUACUUCUUCGGCCCCAUCAUCAACUUGCUCAUCGUCAUGUUCAAGUAAAGUAUCGUCCAAGUACCGCCCACGCGUGCCCAUACAUGACGCAGACUAACUCGUGAAUACACUGAAGAUGCAUUUCUCCGUCGA
Aphanomyces invadans is the source of this 5414-nucleotide messenger RNA. RefSeq lists its product as hypothetical. Lineage: Eukaryota; Oomycota; Saprolegniomycetes; Saprolegniales; Verrucalvaceae. Gene Ontology annotation, biological process: plasma membrane organization. Bases 24 to 5330 code for a protein of 1768 amino acids. The transcript has 4 exons. The record is from RefSeq and is a predicted model, not a curated record.